Molecule: messenger RNA, 941 nt
Organism: Coccidioides immitis RS
Lineage: Eukaryota; Fungi; Ascomycota; Eurotiomycetes; Onygenales; Onygenaceae
Product: 3-demethylubiquinone-9 3-methyltransferase
Exons: 1
Coding region: 273-782 (169 amino acids)
Source: RefSeq, a predicted model, not a curated record
CUUGAGGAAGCUCGCUGGUGCCUAAGGAAGACAAAUCAUUCCCGACGCGAUGGCCACAACUAUCAUCUCCCAUGAUGGGCUGUACAGGAUAUAAAUACCCAGCCAUGAGCGUUUCAAUGCACCUUGUCCCCAGCUCCUAAAAACCAAGCCCACAAUCACCGGACCAGCAUCUUGUUGCCCGGGGUUUCCAUCUUCGUCACUUAAUCUGCUCAAACUCCUAAGAGAUCCGGGGAAUCCCAAAUUGUCAAAAUAUUCCUCGCAACUAGCCGACCAUGGCUCCAAAAGAAGGGUCCCACAUCGUCCACCAGAAAGUUCACCCCUGUCUCUGGUUUGACACCCAAGCCGUCGAAGCCGCAACAUACUACACCACCCUCUUCUCGCAGAGGCCGAACGCCAAGCCCGGCGAUGCCACAGAUGUCUCCCGCAUCACAUCCAUCGCCGAGCCGCUGGUGACAUUCAUGCUCUCGGGACAGGAGUAUAGCGCGCUCAACGGCGGGCCCCACUACACACACUCUCCGGCCGUGUCGCUGUUCAUCACCUGCGAGGACCAGGCGGAGGUUGAUUAUUUUUGGGAGAACUUCCUUAAAGACGGCGGCAAGGAGAUUCAAUGUGGGUGGAUCGCGGAUAAAUUCGGCGUGUCCUGGCAGGUUGUACCGAAGGCUUUGAUGGAAAUGCUUUCCGACGAGGAUAAGGAAAAGCAGGAACGCGCGAGACAGACGAUGUUGAAUAGCAAGAAGCUUGAAAUUGCUAAGUUGAAGGCUGCGUUCGAAGGGCGGGAAUGAGCGAGGAGUGGUUUAUUAACGUCGCCAACAAAUAUGGAAUACGAAAGAGGUGUACCAUUUGAAUCAGAAUUCAGAUAAUGUCUUCCCUUUGUAUUAACUGGUUAUUUCACAUGCAACUAAAGGAGCCAUCACCGUUAAAAUUCAUCCAUUUGAGAUCCC